UCAGUAUUCUUACAGUGUCCUCUGAGUUGAAACGAUUCUCAGGGACGGAGCCGCAAAGGAGGAGAGCAAGACUCCCGCAUCAUCGCGCCCGCUCUUUCCCUCAUCAUCACCGCGGUCCAUCGAGAGCCUCUGCGUUUGAACUGUGGUCAUUUUUAACAUGUGUCGACUCUAUUUUGUGCUCGCUGUUUUGUGAACAGUGCGCGUUUGUUGGAUGUGGUCGCGUGGAUAAUCAGAAGACGAUGAUUUUGUCGGGUCUCCUUUUCCCCGCGUUAUGGGGGCUGGCGCUCGGCGGAUCUCCAAGCGUCCAAAUCGGUGGCCUGUUCCCCAGAGGAGCGGAUCAAGAGUACAGCGCGUUUCGGAUCGGAAUGGUUCAGUUCGGCACGGCCGAGUUCCGCCUCACUCCUCACAUUGAUAACCUGGAGGUGGCUAACAGCUUCGCCAUAACAAAUUGCUUUUGCUCACAGUUUUCCAGAGGAGUGUAUGCCAUCUUUGGCUUCUAUGAUAAGAAGUCGGUGAACACUAUCACUUCAUUCUGUGAGACACUGCACGUGUCCUUCAUCACACCAAGUUUUCCAGCUGAUGGGCUAAACCAGUUUGUUCUGCAGAUGAGGCCUGAUAUCAAAGGUCCUCUCAUCAGCUUGGUGGAGUAUUACAAGUGGGAGAAGUUUGCCUAUCUGUAUGACAGUGACAGAGGUCUGUCUACCCUGCAGGCAGUGCUGGACACUGCAGCAGAGAGGAAAUGGCAGGUAACAGCCAUAAACGUUGGAAACCUGAAGGAUGAGUGGAAAGACGAGGCAUAUCGCUCCCUCUUUCAGGACCUGGAGAACAAGAAAGAGAGGAGAGUCAUUUUAGACUGUGAACAGGACAAAGUCAAGGACAUUAUGGAGCAGGUGAUCACGAUCGGUCGACAUGUGAAAGGAUAUCAUUACAUCAUUGCAAAUUUUGGCUUUGUGGAUGGAGAUUUGUCCAAGAUUCAGUAUGGAGGGGCGAAUGUGUCUGGAUUUCAGAUAGUGGAUUUUGAUGACCCUCUUGUUGCUAAAUUUGACCAGCGCUGGGAGGCACUGGAGGAGAAGGAGUACCCUGGAGCAGACAGCAGAAUCAGGUACACUUCCGCUCUCACUUAUGAUGCUGUGCAAGUAAUGACCGAGGCAUUCCGCUUUCUGCAUAAACAAAGGAUUGAUAUCAGUCGCCGUGGCAACAACGGAGACUGCCUGGCCAAUCCUGCGGUGCCGUGGGCUCAGGGGGUGGAGAUAGAGCGUGCCCUCAAACAGGUGCGUGUGGACGGAUUGACAGGAAAUAUUCAAUUUGAUCAGUAUGGCAGAAGAGUGAAUUACACAGUCAAUGUCAUGGAGCUGAAAAACAGUGGCCCUGUGAAGAUUGGUUACUGGAAUGAGGUGGACAAAAUGGUGGUGACAAAAUCUGACCUUUUCCCCAAUGACACCAUGGGAAUGGAGAAUAAAACAGUUGUUGUGACGACAAUCCUGGAGGCACCGUAUGUAAUGCUGAAAAAGAAUGCAGAGUUAUUCACCGAUAAUGAACGUUAUGAGGGAUACUGUGUGGACUUGGCAGCUGAGAUUGCAAAGCAUUGUGGCUUUAAGUAUCAGCUGAGGAUUGUAGCAGAUGGAAAGUAUGGCGCCCGAGAUGCUGAGACCAAGAUCUGGAAUGGCAUGGUUGGGGAACUGGUGUACGGGAAAGCAGACAUAGCUGUAGCUCCUCUUACCAUCACUCUGGUCAGAGAGGAGGUGAUCGACUUCUCGAAACCUUUCAUGAGUCUGGGCAUAUCAAUUAUGAUCAAGAAACCACAGAAAUCCAAGCCGGGUGUCUUCUCUUUCCUGGACCCGUUGGCCUACGAGAUCUGGAUGUGCAUUGUAUUUGCCUACAUCGGAGUUAGCGUUGUGCUCUUCCUCGUUAGCCGCUUCAGCCCUUACGAGUGGCACACUGAGGAGUUUGAGGAUGGGCAGCUGGGCCCUAGCGAAUCUACGAACGAAUUUGGAAUCUUUAAUAGUCUGUGGUUUUCUCUGGGCGCUUUUAUGCAGCAGGGAUGCGAUAUUUCGCCAAGGUCCUUGUCUGGCCGUAUAGUUGGUGGUGUGUGGUGGUUUUUCACCCUCAUCAUCAUCUCCUCCUACACGGCUAACCUGGCUGCCUUUCUCACUGUGGAGAGGAUGGUGUCACCUAUCGAGAGUGCUGAAGACCUGGCCAAACAGACUGAGAUUGCUUAUGGGACAUUGGAUGCAGGCUCCACCAAAGAGUUCUUUAGGAGAUCUAAGAUUGCUCUCUUUGACAAGAUGUGGCAGUAUAUGAAGAGCGCAGAGCCUUCUGUGUUUGUUAAAAACACAGUGGAAGGCGUUUUGCGUGUUCGAAAAUCCAAAGGCAAAUAUGCUUACCUUCUGGAGUCCACUAUGAAUGAGUACAUCGAGCAGCGCAAGCCCUGUGACACCAUGAAGGUCGGAGGGAACCUUGACUCUAAAGGCUACGGCAUCGCUACACCCAAGGGAUCUGCUUUAAGAAAUGCGGUAAACCUUGCAGUGCUAAAACUGAACGAGCAGGGGCUUCUGGAUAAAUUGAAAAACAAAUGGUGGUACGACAAAGGAGAGUGCGGCAGCGGAGGCGGGGAGUCAAAGGAGAAGACUAGUGCCCUCAGUCUGAGUAAUGUUGCGGGCGUCUUCUACAUCCUGGUGGGCGGCCUUGGGUUGGCCAUGAUGGUCGCUCUGGUGGAGUUCUGCUACAAGUCGCGCGCGGAGGCCAAGCGCAUGAAGAUGACGUUCACAGAUGCUAUGCGCAGUAAGGCCAGGUUGUCUAUAACAGGCAGUACAGGGGAGAACGGGCGAGUGCUGACUCCAGACUUCUCUAAAGCCGUCCAUGCUGUGCCGUACCUGAGACCUGGCAUGGCAAUGCCUCUGAGUGUGAGCGAGCUGUCCUGAGUGCCUUACACACACACACACACACACACACACACACACACACACACACACACACGCACACACUGGUGCAAGCAUGCUGUACCUCCAAUUUGUAUACAUAUGCACACACAUGUACAUAUUUUUACACACAAAGA
This is a messenger RNA of Carassius carassius (crucian carp), 3055 nucleotides long. It is a transcript of the gene gria2a, whose product is annotated as glutamate receptor, ionotropic, AMPA 2a. The record is from RefSeq and is a predicted model, not a curated record. The transcript has 16 exons. Gene Ontology annotation, molecular function: AMPA glutamate receptor activity; transmitter-gated monoatomic ion channel activity involved in regulation of postsynaptic membrane potential. Gene Ontology annotation, cellular component: plasma membrane; AMPA glutamate receptor complex; postsynaptic membrane. Gene Ontology annotation, biological process: modulation of chemical synaptic transmission; monoatomic ion transport; synaptic transmission, glutamatergic. The coding region runs from base 240 to 2921 and encodes 893 amino acids. NCBI's taxonomy places the organism in Eukaryota, Metazoa, Chordata, Actinopteri, Cypriniformes, Cyprinidae.